Dipodomys spectabilis (banner-tailed kangaroo rat) is the source of this 7441-nucleotide messenger RNA. It is a transcript of the gene Ppp1r9a, whose product is annotated as protein phosphatase 1 regulatory subunit 9A. Gene Ontology annotation, biological process: calcium-mediated signaling; actin filament organization; neuron projection development. Bases 444 to 4427 code for a protein of 1327 amino acids. Gene Ontology annotation, molecular function: actin filament binding. Lineage: Eukaryota; Metazoa; Chordata; Mammalia; Rodentia; Heteromyidae. Gene Ontology annotation, cellular component: dendrite; cytoplasm; postsynaptic density. The record is from RefSeq and is a predicted model, not a curated record. The transcript has 20 exons.
CCCUCCCCCUCCUGAUGUGGCCAGGGAGCUCAUCUCUCUCCCGUGCUACCCUGGAAUUCGCCACCGGCAGCCGCAGCCAAUGUGCUAGGACUACUCAGGUGCUUCCUGGCACAAAGCUAGACUGCGACCUCCAACCGUAGCGCUUGGCGUCACCUGCUCUCCCGGCCCGGCCCCGGGGCCGAGGGAUUGCGUCCCGAAGCAGGCUUGGGAACCCGCUGCCUCUCAAAUGAACCACUAGUCUUGCUUUGAAAAAGCCAUUUUGUGUAACUCUUGACUGAAUAAUUUGCUCAUACACCUGUUGGGACAAUCACGGACAAAAGUAUGCCGUUUAAGAGGUCCUUUACUUGACCAAAUACUGGUGAUUAGACGAGAGGUUUUUGUUUUUGUUUUUUUUUCUUUUUCCUGAUCAUUAUGAACAUUGGGUUUUCACCCUUGAAGUAAAAAUGUUGAAAGCUGAGUCUUCAGGUGAACGAACCAAUCUCAGAAGUGCCUCUCCUCAUAGGAAUGCAUACAGGACUGAGUUCCAGGCACUGAAAAGUGCCUUUGACAAACCUAAGUCAGAUGGGGAACAAAAAUCAAAAGAAGGUGAGGGCUCCCAACAGACCAGGGGUAGGAAAUAUGGCUCCAAUGUCAACAGAAUUAAAAAUCUAUUUAUGCAGAUGGGUAUGGAACCCAAUGAGAAUGCUGCAGUCAUUGCCAAAACCAGGGGGAAAGGUAGACCUUCCUCUCCUCAGAGAAGAAUGAAGCCCAAAGAAUUUCUGGAGAAAACAGAUGGCUCAGUUGUUAAAUUGGAGUCCUCUGUUUCUGAACGAAUUAGUCGAUUUGACACAAUGUAUGAUGGCCCUUCAUAUUCUAAGUUCACAGAGACUCGAAAAAUGUUUGAGAGGAGUGUUCAUGAAUCAGGACAAAACAACCGCUAUUCCCCAAAGAAAGAGAAAGCUGGAGGGAGUGAACCACAGGACGAGUGGGGGGGUUCCAAGUCCAACAGAGGCAGUACUGAUUCCUUGGACAGCCUUAGCUCCCGAACCGAGGCUGUCUCCCCAACUGUGAGUCAACUGAGUGCAGUAUUUGAGAACACUGAGUCCCCCAGUGCCAUCAUUUCCGAGAAGGCUGAAAGCAGUGACUACUCAGUGACUGGCCAUUAUCCCCUGAAUUUACCAUCGGUUACUGUUACCAAUCUUGACACCUUUGGCCACCGUAAGGAUUCUAAUGCUUGGUCUCCUUCGAACAAACAAGGUGUUGAAACAGAUAAUGCUCAGAAGACUAAUACAACUUCAGUACUAGAAGUGGCUCCUAAAUGUACCUCUCUAGCUUCGUUGCCUAGGGAAGAGAUACAGCAGAGCAAGGAAGCCGAGGACUCUACAUCUAACCAAGAGACUCUGGACAGAACUGACAAAGACAUUCUUGAACCACCUUGUGCUGAAAAGAAGGCAAUGCCGAAGUCUGAAAUCCUUUCACCACAAAACGAACCUUCAGGAGAUGCCGAGGCUAAUUCGGUUGGGAGUGAGACAGCAAAGCAACAGAGGAAAGAAGAGCUUGCAGGUGGUGAUCUCACCUCUCCCAAUGCUUCUGUAUCCAGUUGUGCAAAAGAAGUAGCUGAAGAUUCAAAUAAUGUUGAGAGUUCCCAUGUGUACAUGCAUAGUGACUAUAAUGUGUAUAGGGUGAGAUCCAGGUAUAAUUCAGAUUGGGGAGAGACAGGCACUGAGCAGGAUGAGGAGGACAGUGACGAGAAUAGCUACUAUCAGCCUGAUAUGGAAUACUCGGAAAUCGUUGGAUUGCCAGAAGAAGAAGAAAUCCCAGCAAAUAGGAAAAUUAAGUUUAGUUGUGCUCCAAUUAAGGUUUUCAACACAUACUCCAAUGAAGACUAUGAUAGGAGAAAUGAAGAAGUUGACCCUGUGGCUGCAUCUGCUGAAUAUGAACUUGAGAAGCGUGUGGAAAAGCUGGAACUUUUCCCAGUUGAGCUUGAGAAAGAUGAGGAUGGUCUUGGUAUAAGCAUUAUUGGAAUGGGUGUUGGAGCAGAUGCUGGACUUGAGAAACUGGGAAUAUUUGUCAAGACAGUAACAGAAGGUGGUGCUGCCCAGCGGGAUGGCAGAAUACAAGUCAACGACCAGAUUGUGGAAGUGGAUGGAAUCAGUUUGGUGGGUGUUACACAGAAUUUUGCCGCAACAGUUCUCCGAAACACCAAAGGCAUUGUCAGAUUUGUCAUUGGACGGGAAAAACCAGGACAAGUGAGCGAGGUUGCCCAGUUGAUAAGCCAGACGCUGGAACAAGAGAGGCGCCAGAGAGAGCUGCUUGAGCAGCACUAUGCCCAAUAUGAUGCUGAUGAUGAUGAGGUAACCAUGGAGGAGUUCAGUGAACCCUUCAGACAGUCAGCCCUAGGCCAGCAAAUUCCAGGGAACACUGUGGCUGAAUUGCAAGGAGUGUCUGGCAACUGCAAUAAUAAUAACAACUAUUCCCUUAAGACAGGAGAAUAUGCAACGGAUGAAGAAGAAGAUGAGGUAGGGCCUGUUCUUCCUGGUGGUGACAUGGCUAUUGAAGUGUUUGAGCUGCCUGAGAAUGAGGACAUGUUUUCCCCAUCCGACCUGGACACAAGCAAGCUCAGUCACAAGUUCAAAGAGUUGCAAAUCAAACAUGCAGUUACAGAAGCAGAGAUUCAAAAAUUGAAGAGCAAGCUGCAAGCGGCAGAGAAUGAAAAAGUAAGGUGGGAACUUGAAAAAAACCAGCUCCAGCAGAACAUAGAAGAGAAUAAAGAAAGAAUGCUGAAGCUGGAAAGCUACUGGAUCGAGGCUCAAACAUUAUGCCACACAGUGAAUGAGCAUCUCAAAGAGACUCAAAGCCAGUAUCAGGCCUUAGAAAAGAAAUACAACAAGGCAAAGAAACUGAUCAAGGAUUUUCAACAAAAAGAACUUGACUUCCUCAAAAGACAGGAAGUAGAAAGGAAGAAACUAGAAGAUCUGGAAAAAGCUCACAUUGUGGAAGUUCAAGGCCUCCAAGUGAGGAUUAGAGAUUUGGAAGCUGAGGUAUUCAGACUACUUAAGCAAAAUGGGACUCAAGUGAACAAUAACAACAACAUCUUUGAGAGAAGAACAUCUCUGGGGGAAGUCUGUAAAGGAGACAGCAUGGAGAAUGUGGAGGUUGAGCAUACAUCUUGUCAGGAUGGCCUAAGUCAAGACUUGAAUGAAGCAGUACCAGAAACAGAGCGCCUGGAUUCAAAGGCAUUGAAAACUCGAGCCCAGCUCUCUGUGAAGAACAGGCGUCAGAGGCCCACUCGGACACGGCUAUAUGACAGUGUCAGUUCAACAGAUGGAGAGGACAGCCUAGAAAGGAAGCCGUCAAAGAGUCUUUAUAAUCACAUGCAUGUUACCAAACCACUUCUGCCCAAGGGUCUGAGAACUUCUUCUCCAGAAUCAGAUUCUGGGGUUCCAUCCCUCACCCCAGUGGCUAGUCGUGUUUCCUCGUCUGACCGCAUAGAUGAGUUGCAAGAAGGACCACUGUACCCAGAAAGGGGGUCUUCCCCCUUUGUCUGGGGAGACACUUCACUCUCCUCUGCUACAAAAUCUGAUCAAGAGAUGGAAGAAUCUCCUUGCCACUAUCAAGCUACUACCCAGAAAAUACAAGAAAAAGAUGAUGCUAAAAGCCCCAAAUCACUAAUGGCAUCCAAUUUGUUGGUGGUGCAAGGAGGAAAAAUUAAGCGGAAGUUUGUAGAUCUGGGGAUCUUCAGAAGCAGACUGGAAAGCCGGAAAGCCCAGCGACCCUCUGCGUCUCAGGCCUCCACUCGCUCCCCUUGCAUGCCUUUCUUGUGGUUUAAUGAAAGUCGGAAAGGAUCCUAUUCCUUCGGGAACCUGCCUUCACCUACCAAUCCCCUUCAGCCUUCUCCUGAGACUCUAAUUUCAGAUAAAACUGGGUCCAAGAAUUUUACCUUCAAUGAUGACUUCAGUCCCAGUAGUACCAGUUCGGCAGACCUGAGCGGCUUAGGGGUAGAACCCAAAACACCAGGGCUCUCUCAGUCCUUAGCACUGUCAUCAGAUGAGAUCCUUGAUGAUGGACAGUCUCCCAAACACAGUCAGUGUCCGAAUCGGGCCGUUCAUGAAUGGAGUGUGCAGCAGGUUUCUUACUGGUUAAUGAGCCUAAAUCUGGAGCAGUACGUAUCUGAAUUCAGUGCCCAAAACAUCACUGGAGAGCAGCUCCUGCAGUUGGAUGGAAAUAAACUUAAGGCUCUUGGAAUGACAUCAUCCCAGGACCGAGCAGUGGUCAAAAAAAAGCUGAAGGAAAUGAAGUUGUCUCUGGAGAAGGCACGGAAGGCCCAAGAGAAAAUGGAAAAACAAAGAGAAAAGUUGAGGAGGAAAGAACAGGAGCAAAUGCACAGGAAGUCCAAAAAGGCUGAAAAGAUGACAUCCACUGCCACAGAGGGCGCUGGUGAGCAGUGAGUCUCGCCCAUUCUGCUGAGUGCGGAUGCUCAAGAGAAGUCCCACCUUUUCCUGCCCCAUUCUCCUCCAGAGCAUGAAGAAGAAAUUGACCACAAGGGUAAUACUGCUGUAGGCAGAUUGAGGAACUGUGUGUUGAAUGACUUCAUUUUCUGCAAUAAUAGAAUGCACUCUUAAUUUUGAUCUCCUAAAAUAAUCCCAAAUUGCUUUUGAUUUAUUGACAAAUGAAAGAUCUCAUUUAUGAGAGAGGCAAAAUAGCUGUGAUUCUUUCUUCUACUUAAGAAUAUCUGGUGUGUUGGGUGUGUUGUGCCACUUGGAGGACCAGCAUGACCGCACCAGCACAACACACCCAGGUUUGUUAGUGAAUUUUCAGUGUGGACUCUGAAAUGGGUCAGUUGCAUCUAUCUGUGUGAAGAGUGCACUUGCCAUGAGCCAUAGGAGCCAUAUUCACUCCCAGGGCUUCUGAGGCUCAUCUAGUAUGUGGGAAAGGUUCCCCACAAUUGUGUGUGGACAGAAAGACAAGCCCACUGUGGAAACUUGAGGGCUCAGCCCAAUGAUUACCUACUGAGAUAAAAAAAAAAAAAAGUACAUUGUUCUACUAUCCAUCAGAAAAAGGGGAAAAAAGUCAUAGCUAUCUAUGAAUUACAAAAGAGAGCAAAUGCCUAAGAAUGUGGAUGUGGGUAUGCUUUGAGGUUCUGAGGGUACCAUUUCUCCUCCAGCUACUCCUGAAUGAAAAAGAAAACGUCAUAUCUUAAGACAGCUCUGGGGAUGCUAGGAUCUAUUGUUUACUUUGCAACACUGACAAACACAACAUGGUUCCUUACUUCCCUCAAAUCCACAAACUGAACAGAAAAAUGGAUUUUUAAGGAAGCCAGCAUUUUCAGGUUUCUUCUCCUGGGGAACAUUCUGGCUGGGCCUCAGCUUGCCUGUGAUACAAUCAGGAACUUGUCACACAUUUUCUCCUCUCGGUUCCCCAAGUAAGUUCAGUUAGGAUUUUAACAAAUGUAAUUUUAAGGAAAAAUAGAAAUACCAGUUAAGGAGAUUACAGAUUUAAGUGACAUUCAUCUGAACACACAGAAUGUUCCUGUAAUGGAGAGCUGUCACUCACAUUUUAGAGGUAUUUUGAAUGGUUUUUCUGAGACAUUCUUUCCUUAUACUAGAGGUUUUUGUUUUAGAGUUAAAGUUUGUUUGUUUAAGGCAGUACAUCAGAUUCACUACCAAUGGAAGAACAAAAGCUUAUUGUAAAUCUGGUAUUAAGGAUUUCAGUAUUUCAUCAAUUUAAAUUGAAUGCAGGAGACUGGGGCAGGAAGAGGAGAACAUUAACCCAUCUUGAGAAAUUUCUAAUGAUUAGGGUUUUUUUUCCCUUUAUCUUUCGUUUUGCUUUUUAUGCUCAUGUGUCUUUCUUUUUCUGCAUUAGCUCUAAAGAUGAGGUCAUCUACUUUCUAAUGGAUGGACAAGUGUCAAAGUAAGACUAGAGGCCAGAUGAAUUCUUGGACAAGUAUUUAACUUCCUUUAUAUUUUAUAGGGUCUUGGUUCUGUCCCCAACACUGCCCAUAUCUCCACUGCAAGUGUUCUGUUCGCAGAGCUUGGGGACCGCUCUUGAGUAUUACAGAUAACAGAAAUAAAAGGGGUCUCCUGCCCAUAUAGCCCUACCUUGUAUUUUUAACAUUGUGAUUUUAUUGUUCUUAUAGUAUAAUAUCCAAGUUCUGAAACUGUUGGAAAUUGAAAUUUACAAUCCUAUUCUUUCCCCACAAGGCCUGUUUCCCAUUUUGGAUCACAGAGUUGUCUGCUAAGCUCCAAUCCUUUUGUUACUAGGUUAGAAUCAUUCAUUCCAUUUUCAGAAAUGUUCAGGCAGGCUACUAUUGUACUUUGCAACAUUCAGCUCUCUAUUAUACUUUUCUGUUUUAUUUGGGUAUGAUCCUAAAACUGCCAUCCUGGGUACCUGUAUCUUGAGAUGUUGGUGCUUUGCUAUUUAUUACUAUCGUAAGAAAUCAGGAGCUACUGUUAAUGAAUUACAAAAUUCAACAAACUUUUCCUAAUGCUAGAAGACAAAUUCGGUAAAAAUCUGGUAAUAUUAGUGCUUGCUAUGUAAAUUUUUGCCAGUUUUGUUUUGCUUUGGAUUAAAAAAACUAACCUGAAUUACACUGGAAGUUUCACUGUUUGUUGUAUUCAUAUCAGAAGAGCAAAUGGAAGAAUGAUUAUUUUAAGUUAUGUUUACAUUUGGGUAAUAUUUGAAAAUGAAUGUAUAUAUUGAAAAUAUCCGUUAAGUGUCUGUCUCUACCAAUAAGUUAUGAUCUAUUGUAUUGCAUCUCCUUAAAUGUCUUAGUAUUGUUCUUUACUAUAACUAUAUUUGAACACUUGAAUAAUUAGAUCAUUGUCCAAAUGACAGUGUUGAAAAUCACAUUCUAAUUCCUAAAAUCAUUUAGUUUAUAACUGUUUUGAUUUUUUAAAAUUAAAUUAUAGUAAUUUUAGGCAUAAAUGAGUUAUAUUAACAUUACUACUUAAAAAUACUGAAAGGAUUCUUGAUUUGAUUUUCCAAUAGAAUAUAAGGUAUAAACUGACACAGGGUAUGAAAACAGAUGGACCUCAGAUCUUGUGAGCAUUUUGCUUUCCUGUUACUUCUUUUAUUGACUAUAGUGCAUGAUGACAAUUCCUAUUUUAAUGCUAGUAGUUUUCAGUGUUCAUACAAUUUAACAUGAAUUGUUUGUUUCAUGUUUCUUUAAAGAUUAGAGCUUUUUAUUAACAGAAAUUAAAUAAGAAAGGGUCUAUAUGGUUACUACGAACUAUAUUCUAGUAAAGGAUAGCUCAGUCUGAUUCCAACAAUAGCUAAUGGAGUUUGGGGGUAUAGGUAAUGCUUUGGAAGGAGAAAGUAUGUGGUAAGGUUAAGUUAUACACAGAACAUUAGAUGAGCAAUAAUUGGAUCUGGGUUUCAAUUAAAGAAUACUAUAACUGAUUGAGACCAUCUCCUUUAAAAGUCCCUCACAGUUAUUGUUUCUCUUUUCUUUCUUCUUUCCUUC